CAAACUGGUAAAUUAUAAAUAGCUACAGUACACUCUAGCUUCGAGGCGAUAUAUACGGCGUGCACUUCGAAAAAUAAACCCCUAAUCUCGGCUUUUAAUACGUCGGUCAACACACACACAGCGACUAGCUGACUAACCUUGAUCGUUCUUCGUUUAUAAAGGGUCUGAAAGCAAGAGAAGCGCAACAGUUAAAGGUGGAACUUUCGAGUAAAUUUUUAUCCACCGACGAGGUAAAGGAAAACUUGGGAAACAUGUCUGAGAUGAUGGAGGAGUUCGAGAGUGUUGAUGCCCUGCUGAAGAAACUGCCACCAGACGAUUACAAGAAGCUGAGGAACGUCCUUUUUGGCACAGAGACUUACGAGCUCCCUCUGUCGGAAUGCGUGACGACCAUGGCGCAAACCUACAACUUCGACGUGCUGUCCUGCAAGUUCGGCUGCGAGAAGGAAGAGCUGCGAUCCCCGAGGAUAGUGAGGGUGGGCAUCUUCCAGAACAAGAUCCCGAUGAACCCGGAAACGCCGAUAGUCAAACAGAGGGAGGCUGUGCACCGGAUGGCCAAGGAGGCCAUACAGACUGCGGCGGCGGGCGGCGUCAACAUCUUCUGCUUUCAAGAGACCUGGAGUAAGUUCUGUUGCAUGAUUGAAGCGAGGUUGUUUGAACGGAGACGAAGAGAUAUGCCUUUCGCCUUUUGCACCAAGGAGAAGUUACCGUGGACUGAGUACGCGGAGAACGCCAGGAACGGCCCUUCGACCCUGUUCCUAUCGGAGCUGGCCAAGAUGCACAACAUGGUGAUAGUUUCGAACAUAUUGGAAAGGGAUGAGACUCAUGGAGACACUAUAUGGAACACAGCGGUCUUCAUUGAUAACCACGGGGAUUAUUUGGGGAAACACAGGAAGAACCACAUACCCAGAGUGGGGGAUUUCAACGAGUCCAGUUACUACUUCGAGGGUAACACGGGUCACCCUGUAUUCGAGACCGAGUUCGGAAAGAUAGCGGCCAACAUAUGCUACGGCCGACACCACCCCCUCAACUGGCUGAUGUUCGCGAUAAACGGCGCCGAGAUAGUCUUCAACCCCUCCGCGACAAUUGGCGACCUGAGCGAGCCGCUGUGGGGCAUCGAGUCUAGAUGUAACGCAAUCGCGAACGGUUAUUUCACCUGCGCCAUCAACCGCGUGGGCACGGAGAUCUUCCCCAGGGAGUUCUGCAGCGGCGACAAGAAGCCUGCGCACAGGAACUUCGGCCAUUUCUACGGGUCCAGCUACGUGACGGCGCCCAACGGAUCCAGGAGUCCCGGUUUAUCGAGAGUGAGGAACGGUUUGCUCAUAGCCGAGCUGGACCUGAACCUUUGCAGACAGGUGAGGGAUAAGUGGGGCUUCAGGAUGACGCAAAGACUGGACAUGUACUCCGAAUGUCUGAACAGAGCCACGCAACCAGAUUUCGUACCCCAAGUGAUAAGAAAAUGAAGUGAACAUAUAUUUAAUUUAAUUAAUUUUAGCGUAUAAUUGUAUUUAUGAAAAUUUUAGAACGAAUAAAGACGAAUUUUCUAUAAAA
Molecule: messenger RNA, 1548 nt
Organism: Coccinella septempunctata (seven-spotted ladybird)
Lineage: Eukaryota; Metazoa; Arthropoda; Insecta; Coleoptera; Coccinellidae
Product: beta-ureidopropionase
Exons: 7
Coding region: 252-1460 (402 amino acids)
Molecular function (GO): beta-ureidopropionase activity
Source: RefSeq, a predicted model, not a curated record